UACGCACAGGGCGCAGGCCUCAUUUUUGCUGCAGACAUCGCGUCGCACGACGGACGUCGUCGUCGUCGGUCUUCAAUGUUAAAGUCGUUGAAUGAUAAAAAAAAAAUCACUUUUUUUUUCUUUCACAUUUGAAUAGCGUGUGUGUGUGUGUGUGUGUUUUUCAAAUUAAUUUAAAUUUUUUUUUUUUUUAUUCUAAUUUAAAAUUAAAUUUGAAAUAUGGCGAAGACAAAAGUUCAAAUGACAAUUAACACAGGAAAAGAGGAUAAUUCAUUAAAACUUAAAAAUGGAUUAACCUCUAAUAAUUGUGAUGACACUAUCAACCGCAAAAUCAACGGAUUCGCUAAACUUCAAACAAACGGCCUCGUACAGCAUCGGACUCUAAAGAAAAAUGAAAUACCAAAGUCGUCUGUACACAAGGAAUCUUUUGAAAAAGUGCCAUUUAUUACAGCAGCUCUUACAUAUUUUGGAUUUUAUAUUCUCAUGUUUUUGGGCUUCGUUAAUCAAUUAUUGUUUACUCCAAAAGUAGCUCAAGAAAAAAAUAGAAAAGGUUACGCUCCACUUUACGAGAGUUUUGAGCGAUUUUAUUUACGCUAUGUUUAUCGUAGAAUAAGGGAUUGUUAUAAUCGUCCAAUUUGUUCUGUGCCUGGAGCCAUGGUCACGUUAAAAGACAGAAUUACACGAGACUAUUGCUGGACCUUUGAAUUUACCGGAACUGAAACUCCAUGUUUGAAUUUGGGUUCCUACAACUACCUCGGUUUUGCAGAGUCAACUGGACCUUGCGCGACAGAAAGUAUAAAAACGCUUAAACAAUUUGGCUGUGCAAGUUGUAGUCCUCGACUCGAAUUAGGGAGUAUGCCAAUUCACGAUGAAUUAGAGAAAUUGACUGCAAAAUUUUUGGGCGUUGAGGAUGCAAUUGUUUUUGGUAUGGGAUUUGCGACAAAUUCAUUAAAUAUUCCCUCACUAGUCAGUAAAGGUUGUUUGGUAAUGAGUGACGAAAAAAAUCAUGCCUCUCUCAUUCUUGGCCUAAGACUUUCCGGAGCAACGACAAAGGUCUUCAAACAUAACAAUGUAAAACAUUUGGAGGAACUUUUGAAAAAUGCAAUAGUUUCUGGUCAACCGGGGAGUGGAAAACCGUGGAAAAAAAUAGUAAUAGUUGUCGAGGGGAUUUAUUCAAUGGAAGGUUCCAUCGUGCAUCUUCCCGAAAUAAUAGCAUUAAAAAAGAAGUAUAAGGCCUAUCUUUAUCUAGAUGAAGCUCACAGUACAGGUGCAAUGGGUAAGAGAGGUCGGGGAAUUGCUGAUUAUUAUGAAAUUGAUCCUCGAGAAAUCGAUAUUCUCAUGGGAACUUUUACAAAAAGUUUUGGAUCUGCUGGUGGAUACAUUGCAGGCACAAAGGAGCUGAUAAAUCACAUACGAAUUUACAGUCACGCACAAACGUAUGCUGUUGCAAUGUCGCCACCAAUUGCACAACAAAUUAUAACAUCGAUGAGAAUUAUUGCCGGCGAAGAUGGAACUAAUGAGGGAAAAAAUAGAAUCAAACAACUCGCUCGAAAUACACGAUAUUUUAGAAAACGAUUAAAUCAAAUUGGAGUUAUUACUUAUGGAAAUGAAGAUUCGCCAGUUGUUCCAAUGCUUGUUUAUCUCUUUUCAAAAAUUGGAGCUGUUGUUCGAACACUCACCACAAAAGGUAUAGCUACAGUUGGUGUUGGAUUUCCAGCAACUCCUAUUAUGGAGGGCAGAAUUAGAUUUUGUCUUUCAGCCGCUCAUACAAAGGAACAAUUGGAUUAUGCUUUAGCGAAUAUUCAAGAAAUUUCCGACAAAUUGGGACUCGCGUACUCAAAAAAACCACGGGACCCAAAUCCAAUAGAGUAUUAUUCAGACAGCGAAACAGAAUGACAAAGUUUCACGGGAAAUGAAAAUUUAUCCUGAAACUAAUAUAAAUGUUUCAAAAAAGACAGCUGAGUUUCUCAGAACCAAAACAAGAAGAAGAAGAGGAAGAAAAAGAAAAAAAAAAAAAAGAAGAAUCGUAUGAUAAUUUCGCGCAGAUAAUUUACCUCUCUCGGAGGAACAAAUAUUCUGACGAAACGAAUUAUAGAAUCGCUUUUUAUAAACUAAUUUAAGAAAAAAAAGAAGCUCUUAAUGGCUUUUAGGAGUAGGCGAUAAAAAAAAAAGUCAUGCCUCUAUCGAAGUAGGGUCCAGAUAAUUAAUUAAGAAACUAAUUAUAAUCUCACGAAUUUUCGAUUUUUGCAAAAAAAAAAAAAAGAAACAAA
Leptopilina boulardi is the source of this 2267-nucleotide messenger RNA. RefSeq names its product serine palmitoyltransferase 2 (gene lace). The transcript has 10 exons. Gene Ontology annotation, biological process: ceramide biosynthetic process; sphingosine biosynthetic process. NCBI's taxonomy places the organism in Eukaryota, Metazoa, Arthropoda, Insecta, Hymenoptera, Figitidae. The record is from RefSeq and is a predicted model, not a curated record. Gene Ontology annotation, molecular function: serine C-palmitoyltransferase activity; pyridoxal phosphate binding. The coding region runs from base 217 to 1893 and encodes 558 amino acids. Gene Ontology annotation, cellular component: serine palmitoyltransferase complex.